AAGUCCACGGCCAGAAUCUGGUGCAUACCCAGAUAAACCGUCGACGCAAACUUACCACAAGCAGCGCUAAUACUUACCACUGCUAUGGAAGAUUUACCGAAGGAUCAAGUAGCUCUAUUGAAAAAAGCCUUUGAUGCUUUCGAUCAUGAAAAGAAGGGAAGCAUUGGCACCAACAUGGUGGGCACGAUAUUGACCAUGUUAGGUUACGAACUCAGCGAAAAGACGCUACAGGAAAUCAUUAAAGAAGUAGACGAGGAUGGCUCCGGAGAACUCGAGUUCGAGGAGUUCUGCACCCUGGCUGCUAGAUUCUUAGUAGAGGAAGACUCAGAAGCUAUGCAACAAGAAUUACGAGAAGCAUUCCGGUUAUAUGACAAAGAAGGCAAUGGCUACAUAACUACCGCAGUGUUUCGCGAUAUUCUUCACGAACUCGAUGAUAAGCUGUCACCGGAAGAACUUGAUCUAAUGAUCGAAGAAAUCGAUGCUGAUGGUUCAGGAACGCUCGAUUUUGACGAGUUUAUGGAAGUCAUGACGGGAGGCGACGACUAAAGCAAGCCGAGCUGAUAAUGAAGAUGAGCACUCGAAGGUUUGGUUUGUUAGCCGCGCAAUUGGCAACGCUCAUCAGAGAGAGCUUACCUCCUUCAUCAUCCAAACUUUUGCAAACUAUUAAACUACGGCCGAGCGGAAAAUUGGACGUUUACGAUCAUCCGUGGUAUCGUUGGCUGAUGGUCGGCAGCUUUCAUUUUCAUUUUGCAAGGUGAAGAUUACAUUUCCGUACGCUUUCGGUGCCAGGAGCAGUGAAAAUCACGGAGUGCCUCGAAUAAAUCGAAAUGAUUUAUACGCGUUUCUAUGCGUAAAAUUUAAGUAGCGAUGUAAAUUUCUUCGUCACGGUAAAAUGAAUAUGCGCGCAAAGCUCCUACGCAAUUAUCUCUAGUCGUUGAUUGACGUCGCGAAGAAAGUUAUAGUUUUCUACUCUGAGAAUAUCAUUAUGAUAGAUUUUGAUUUGAGAGUUUAUACGUGAAAGUACGGAGAAGCUUGAUAUAUUACAUAAUUCAUAUGUGAUAAAUUAUUAAAUUUUUUGCGCCUACGUAAAUAUUACGUCCUUUCUUUUAUGCAUGAGUGCAUUGCGCCUGAAUAAUAUUACCCGGUGCUCAAAAUAGCACACCGUGUUCAAGUGUGCGAGGCGCUACUUUCUUAAUUGACAUCAAUACUACGACAAAUUCUAUAAUUUCUCAAACAUGAGAUUAUUUUAUGAAAUCGUAACUUUCUUUUACCAUUUUUGUAAUAUGUAUUACUUACGCAAUGUGUAAUACAGUAAUCAGAUUUAAAACAAUUGUGAUUAUCUAUUAUUGUUAGCAAUUAACAGUUUCAAUUUGCGUUGUAAAAUAAAUAUAUUUUUUCUACAA
Molecule: messenger RNA, 1403 nt
Organism: Pogonomyrmex barbatus (red harvester ant)
Lineage: Eukaryota; Metazoa; Arthropoda; Insecta; Hymenoptera; Formicidae
Product: troponin C, isoallergen Bla g 6.0201-like
Cellular component (GO): myosin II complex
Molecular function (GO): calcium ion binding
Source: RefSeq, a predicted model, not a curated record